AUGGCUAAGGGUUGGGGAAGGACGGUGGUUAUCGGGAUGGAGAUGCAGGGGGCGCCAUUGACCCUCAACUCUUAUGAGCUCCUCAGAGGCAAAACUAUCGUGGGUUCAAUGUUCGGAGGAAUUAAAGCCAAGACCGACAUUCCAAUUCUUGCCAAAAAAUACAUGAACAAGGUACUGAAGCUUCUCCUUUUCCUCCUCAUCUGCCAUUAA
This is a messenger RNA of Thlaspi arvense, 210 nucleotides long. NCBI's taxonomy places the organism in Eukaryota, Viridiplantae, Streptophyta, Magnoliopsida, Brassicales, Brassicaceae. The record is from the annotation of a GenBank genome assembly.